Messenger RNA from Vitrella brassicaformis, 2038 nucleotides. The record is from the annotation of a GenBank genome assembly. NCBI's taxonomy places the organism in Eukaryota, Vitrellaceae.
GUGCGUUUUUCGGUUGUUGACUUAACAGCAGCACCGACGGAUAAAUGGAUGGAUCGAUGGAUCUACGGGCGCAUUCGUGUAUAUCAUGCAGGGAAUUGUCAGUCAAUGUGUCCGCACAGGCAGGCAUGGCCAGCUCGAUAUGGAGAGGCUUGCGUACAUGCGUCCAUGUGCGAACACACACACGAACGAAUCACACAACCCAAAAUCCAAAUCCCAGAAACCAAAGGACAAAACCUCAACGAUCCCUCUGGCUGGUCCUCAUCUCUACUGCUUCGCCUUCUUGUGUCUGUUGACGAGCUCUCUGUAGAGCGCCAUGACGGCCACCAUGAUGCCCAACAUCGUAAGGUCGAUCGCGUCACACACACUGACACUGACGCUGACGCCGGGCAACGCCACCUGUGUUGAACAGAGAGGGGACGACUGGGGCACGGCAAAGGAGAGCAGACCGCCGACAGCUAUCGGCCACCAUGGCCACUGCAGUGCACCACACAAGUACACAGAUGGAGUUGGUGAGCAUUGAAUUAAUUGCUGUGGUGUGAUAUUGUGUGUGGGUGGUACCAUGUAGUUUUUGUGUAUGCCGAGUCUGUCGGCGAUGACUUCACAGCACAUGAGGGCGAACACCCACACCAUCCGCAGAGGGCUGAACCCACAAUACAACACCUGAAUCCAGGAGGAACACACAGAGAGUCACUGUCCACCUUGUCCUGCUCGUGUGUGUGGGUGGAUGGAUGCGACUGACCAUGGUUCCAUAUCCCACUAAAGGCAGCAGUAAAUGCACGUGGCGAGCGCCGCCCAGAGCAAGCAACGCACGAAGCACCCUGUGCACAGCAAAAAGGAAACAAACACUCAACACGCCAGCAAACACGCACGCCAUCUGUGUGCCUGUCCGCUCACCUGACGGCGCUCACGAGGCAGAAGAGGAGCAUGAGUAUGACAAAGAAGUACCCCAUGGUCAGCGACGGCUGGCCUUCGCUGAGGGGCAGCAUCUCGUGCGCCACGAGCCACGAGAGGAGAGGCCUGGGUGGGAGGGGCAGGCGGAGCUCCCAUAUGAAGGGGAGGAAGCCACGCACGAAGCAUAUCCCCGGCAUGUACAGGAAAUUGAACUCAUCAACCUGGUUGAAGGACCACACACACAGGUGCACAGGAGAUUGAGGUCUAUGUGUGGCGUGUCUUUUCUGUGACAUACUGUGUAGUAGUCGGUGCCUUCGACAACCGGCCCCAGCAAGAUGCGGCCUAGCACAUGGUGGCCCCAGUUACCUGAACCAGCACAGCACCACACACACAGAGACUUCCACCAGACAGACGUAUUCUUCGCCCUCGCCAUCUCACUCACCCAGGAAGAUGGGCACUUGUGCGGCGAAGAGGACGAGGAAGCUCUGCCACCUCUGUGGCUGCGAGAAGGCCAGAGUGUGGCGCCACACGAACGUUGACAAGGCCACCACCACACUGUCGACGGCGUGGUCCAGGAACUCCCCACCGCGCGACGACUUGCCUGACCUUCGCGCCUGCUUACCUGCACAAUCCACGCACACACGCACCCACGGUCGAAUGCGCAUCGCUCUCCCAGCGAUUCGUGUGUGUGUUUGCUGACCAUCCAUAUUAUCAAACACACUGUAGGUCAUCCAGAGCAGCCCCAUCAGCCCGUACAGCCACCUCUCCGGCCCGCAACACGUCAGCAGAGCACUCAGCGCGGCGCAGAGCAGCCCCAGCCAGCUGAUGGUGUCGGGGUGCACCCACAGCGGCACGAACGUCUCGCAUAUGUGUGUGCAGAGUGGCGAGAGGAAUGCAUUGUAGAAGGGCGACGUGGCCGGCGGGGUGUACUGGUAGGGAGAGGGGGAGGGGGAGGGAGAGGGAGAAGGGGAUUGUGAUGUGGGAUGUGGCUGAGGGGAACAUGAUUUGGAUGACGUCGAUGAGCUGGAUGCACCUGCAGGAGAAAGAACACACGUGAUGAUCUCGGAUGGAUGGAUGGAUGGUAACUCUUACCUAAUGGAUCAGCUGCCAUACUGUCUGAACCUGACCUAUGCACUUUGGGAUGCGC